This is a messenger RNA of Pipistrellus nathusii (Nathusius's pipistrelle), 411 nucleotides long. Lineage: Eukaryota; Metazoa; Chordata; Mammalia; Chiroptera; Vespertilionidae. The record is from the annotation of a GenBank genome assembly.
AUGGCGGCCAGCCGCUACCGGCGUUUUCUUAAGCUCUGUGAGGAAUGGCCCGUGGACGAGACCAAACGGGGCCGGGACUUGGGCGCUUACCUGCGGCAGCGGGUAGCACAGGCGUUUCGGGAGGGAGAGAACACCCAGGUGGCAGAGCCUGAGGCCUGCGACGAGAUGUACGAGAGCUUAGCUCGGCUUCACUCAAACUAUUACAAGCACAAGUACCCUCGGCCCCGGGACACGAGCUUCAGUGGCCUGACCUUGGAAGAGUACAAGCUGAUCCUCUCCACAGACACGCUGGGGGAGCUGAAGGACAUGAAUAAAGGCUUGUGGAAGAAACUGCGGGAGAAGUUCGCCGCCACGAGUCCCGAGGAGAAGCAGAAGGUCUGGGCCCAGUCCUUAUCUCGCCCGCGGACCUGA